AUGACCACGAUAUUACAGCAGAGUAAGCCCUCUGUGCAGAAAACCUCGUCUGCUCUUCUGAUUGGCUCGCAGACGGCGAAGACCAGGGCCCUCCCCUCUGGAAGGGAGCUCCGCUUCUCACGCAACCUGUGGAGCAGCGCGCGGAACAACCCCAGGGAGCGCACCAAAGCGCGGUGGCAUGAGGCGCAGAUCCCCAUGGCUGCAUUCAACAGGGCCAACACACGAGCUGAUCCGCUUUGGCUUUCUGGGGCAGCCCCCUCCUCUCCUCCCCAGCAUCCUCUUCAAAGGGAGGAGAAGCGCACAACUUUCUUCAAGGUUGAAGAGUAG
Knipowitschia caucasica is the source of this 327-nucleotide messenger RNA. Lineage: Eukaryota; Metazoa; Chordata; Actinopteri; Gobiiformes; Gobiidae. The record is from the annotation of a GenBank genome assembly.